AUGACGGACGAAGCUACAAGAAAUCUGGCUGUGAAGACGGUUGCGGCCGUCUUCAUGCCAGUGGCCGUGAUCUCGGUUAUGCUUCGCUGUUAUGUGCGCGGCUUUGUGGUCAGAGCAUUCGGUCUGGAUGAUGCGGCGAUGUUCUUUUAUGUGAUGUUCUGUGGGUGCAUGAUCGGCGGUACUUUGUAUGGCACUGGAUACAAAUUCGUCAAUCUCGAACCAGACAAUCGAGCCUCUGCGAUGAAAUACUGGUGGCUUUGCGAAACCGCAUACUGCUUUGCCUCGAUUGGUUGCAAGAUCUCGGUUUGCAUUUUCUUGAUGCGAAUCACUGUUAAGAGAAGCCAUAUCUGGACGCUGUACACCGUUAUGAUCCUCACCGUGAUUGCUGGUCUGGUGUUCUUCUUCUUGAUGCUGUUGCAGUGCAAGCCGCUUGUGUUCGCGGCGAUGUGCGAUUUCACUGUUGGUAUUCUUCCGAUUUUCCUUGUCUCGAAAUUGCAGAUGAAGAGAAAGGCCAAGAUGGCUGUUGUCGGCAUUCUGAGCAUGGCUUGCAUUGCCUCAUCAGCGGUCAUCGUUCGAUUUCCUUUCGUUGAGACAUUUGCGAAUGAUGACUUUCUCUGGGCUACUUACCAAAUCGCGAUCUGGUCCUGUAUUGAAGCUGGUCUGGGUAUCACCGCAGGAAGUCUCGCAACACUCCGUCCUCUUCUCCACCACUGGCUUGGUUCUCGACCUGAUAAAUACAACUCGUCCGGAUUUCCUCGAAGAUCAAACUCACGUCGUGUUGCCAGCGGACAACGUGGAUUGCCACUGGGAUCGCUUGAUGUGUCACAUAGAAGUGAGCUUCGACCUGAUAAGCUGGCAGUCAUGGUGACCAAUAUCGAGAGUCAAGGCAUUGCGAGCACGUGGCGACGAUCGUCCUCAGUGAGCAGUAGCGAGCAGGCGUUAACAAAUGAGCGUUCAUCUCAGAUUCCUGGAGGAAAGAUUCAAGUCGGUGUUCAUCAGACGUUUGAAGUUACGCAGACCACAUCAGAUGAGAUUGGAGAGGGGUCUCACAGAUCCGCUAGGGAACAUGUAUAA
This is a messenger RNA of Penicillium malachiteum, 1074 nucleotides long. Its product is annotated as putative integral membrane protein. The coding region runs from base 1 to 1074 and encodes 357 amino acids. The record is from RefSeq and is a predicted model, not a curated record. Lineage: Eukaryota; Fungi; Ascomycota; Eurotiomycetes; Eurotiales; Aspergillaceae. The transcript has 5 exons.